This is a messenger RNA of Laetiporus sulphureus 93-53, 573 nucleotides long. RefSeq lists its product as uncharacterized. Gene Ontology annotation, cellular component: plasma membrane. The record is from RefSeq and is a predicted model, not a curated record. NCBI's taxonomy places the organism in Eukaryota, Fungi, Basidiomycota, Agaricomycetes, Polyporales, Laetiporaceae. Gene Ontology annotation, biological process: small GTPase-mediated signal transduction. Gene Ontology annotation, molecular function: GTP binding; GDP binding; GTPase activity. Bases 1 to 573 code for a protein of 190 amino acids. The transcript has 5 exons.
AUGCCCGGUGAACUCCUCAGGAAGAGGAAGAUCGCUGUUCUUGGUUCUCGUUCAGUCGGAAAAUCCUCGCUCGUUAUUCAGUUCAUCGAGAACCACUUCGUCGAGUCAUAUUACCCUACCAUCGAGAGCACGUUCAACAAGAACAUCAAUUAUAAGGGCGUUGAGUACGACUGUGACAUCAUCGACACCGCUGGCCAGGAUGAAUACACCAUUCUUAAUUCAAAGCAUGCUAUUGGGGUUCAUGGAUUCGUUCUGGUCUACUCCGUCACAUCGCGCAAGUCGUUCGAUAUGAUCCCGAUUGUAUACGACAAGAUCACCGAGUUUUGUGGCGUGAAUAACGUGCCUUGUGUGAUUGUGGGCUCCAAGACGGACUUGCCGCAGAGAAAAUCCAGACAGGUAUCGGUGAGCGACGCAGAAGCUCUUGCCAAGAAAAAGGAGGCAGCCUUCAUCGAGACGAGUGCAAAGAACAACUUCAACGUCGCCAAGGUCUUCGAGCUCUGUCUAGCUGAGAUUGAGAAGCAGUCACCAAACGGCAAGGCCGAACCACCCACCAGCAAAUGCAUAAUUAUGUGA